AUGACUCCUGAGUAUGAAAAUUUUAGAACGUUAUUUUUGAAAACUGGUAAUAAUUUGAGAUUUUCCACUCCAUGUAAUUUGACUAAUGAUGAAACCAUUUAUUUGUGGUAUCAUCAUAAUGUUUCACUUGUUCAACCAUCUGCACGGACAGUUGUCAAAGUACAAAUGCGUAAAGCAAAUAGUUUGCUCUUCUUUUUUGGUGGACAAUUUUUGGGCGUAUUUGACAACGCUGAACAUGCUCAAAGCACUAUUACACAUGGCGUCACACUUGAUCUUUCACAAUUUCUUCCUAAUCAACAAUAUCUUUUCGAGAUUCUCUCAGUUCCACUUGGAAUUGACAAUUUUAACAUAGGGCCAGGCAGUUUCGGAUACAAAGGUAUUGUAGGGGAUAUCUUUCUAGAUGAACAAUCAUUAAGCGGCAGAGUUUGGGAACAUCAAAAGGGCUUAGUUGGUGAAACUCGCCAGAUUUAUACCGAACAAGGUUCCAAAUCGGUCGAAUGGAAUUCUGGAUGGACAAUGGCUAUUAAUAAGUCGAUCACCUGGUUUCAGACUCAUUUCGAUCUCGACCAUCUGGCGCGAAAAGAUCUCAAUGCUAAUCCAGUCUUACUCGAUGCACUCGGCCUCAAUCGUGGACAUGCCUUUAUCAACGGAAACGAUAUUGGCCCUUACUGGUUGAUUCAAGGUCAAUUGCUGCAACCAACGCCACGCUACUAUCAUAUUCCAUCCGAUUGGUUGAUUUCUGAAAACAAUCUACUCACAGUUUUCGAUGACAUGGGUGUACCAUCGCCUGGAUCCGUCGGUCUAGUUCAACGCGUCAUUAUUUCUUAG
Molecule: messenger RNA, 828 nt
Organism: Adineta ricciae
Lineage: Eukaryota; Metazoa; Rotifera; Eurotatoria; Adinetida; Adinetidae
Source: the annotation of a GenBank genome assembly